GGACGGGAGCUUUUUCACCAUUCAUCCCCGCUUUCCCUCCGCCUCCUCCGUCAGUCAGAGAGCGGCGAGAUGGUGAGGAGAGAGAGCCACCACCACCACUGAUGAAGCGCUGCACCGGGAACGAACCAGAGAAGACCGACGUGCGUUCCCCCCAAAGUCGCGUACACGCUCUUUGUUCGGCGACGUCGUGGAUGCUACCGUAAUCACUGGAACCUUGCAUUGGAUUGUACUUGCAAAUGUUGGGAUUUCUAGUUGCAUUUUUUGCGUACGGAUUUACAACCUUUUUUUGCUCGUGUUACCCACUCUAGGAUUGUACUCCCCAAGUCGUUCGUUCGUUGUCUUAGGAUGAAGCCGUGGACACGAGUAAGCACGUUAUAACGCACUUGUCGGACAGUUUUGGAAGCGAGAGAUGCUCGGUUUAAACCUGUGAUAAAACGGGCCAGGUAAUGGGAAAGAAACCGAACCGCCAGAACAACGGAACAUUGUUGGCUACGGGGUCGAAUCGGGCGCAGCCUGAGCACAAAUAGCUCGCGUAAAUUUGAUUUGGAGCCCCGUUGGAGUUGAUGAGAAAUUAAUGUGGGAACGCUACCAAUACAGGGAUGAUCUAGCCGUGCCACCCAGCGCUUUCAUUCGGAUCCAAACGAGUUACUACGGGGGAGAUUUUGGACUAUAGCUCGCUACUACUGUGCGUAAUAAGCGCCCAGAGGCUUCGGGGUGCCUGCGGUCAGAUGGAGUUGCACUUUAUGGGUGACGGGGUUGAGAUGGCGAGGCGUGGGAGCGCUAAUGGAGCGGUCAUCCUUUUGGUUUUCUUGCUGGAUUUAGUGGGGACGACGGCCAGCAGCAUGGAACCGAUCUACUGGAACUCCAACAACGAAAGGUUCCGUGACGACAAAGGCUACGUGCUGUACCCUCAGAUCGGGGACAGACUAGACCUGAUCUGCCCUCCCCUGGACACUGCACGAUCCACCCCAGAGUACGAGUUCUACAAGCUGUACUUGGUGGCAUCCCGGGACCAGGCGGACCGCUGUGAAGUGACCGGGACCCCAAACAUCGUGCUGACGUGUGACGAACCCACCCGCGAGCGCCGAUUCACCAUCAAAUUUCAGGAGUUCUCCCCCAAUCUGUGGGGCCACGAGUUCAAGAGCAUGCACGACUACUACAUCAUCGCUACUUCAGAUGGGACACGCCAGGGCCUGGACAGCAUGAGGGGAGGAGUGUGUGCCACGCAGGGCAUGAAGGUGGUCCUCAAAGUGGGACAAAGUCCAUAUGGGCUACCCCCGAAAAAACAAGACCCGCCUCCGCGCUCGAACAACCGAAACUCAGGUGGCUCAGGGAACAACACUCAGUCCAGAGGCACCUUGGAAGAUGGGGGGAAUGGGCCUCUGCAGCCCUCUAACAUCGCUCUGAUUGCAGGGGCUGCCGGGGGGUCGGCCUUCCUCCUGCUGGUCACUGCAGUCAUCUGUGUGGUGUGUUACCGACGACGACAUGCUAAGCACUCGGACACACACCACCCACCUCUGUCCCUGUCCUCUCUGACCAGCCCCAAACGGGGUGGAGCCGGCGCCCUCUCCAGCUCCAACAACAACGGCUCCGAGCCCAGUGACAUCAUCAUCCCUCUGCGGACGUCGGACUCGGCCUACUGCCCGCACUACGAGAAAGUGAGCGGGGAUUACGGCCACCCCGUGUACAUAGUGCAGGAGAUGCCUCCUCAGAGUCCUGCCAACAUUUACUACAAAGUAUGAGGACAGCCCUGUGUGGACUGGCUGGUCCCUGUGGACCUACCACAUUUAGAAUGGAAGCAUCACUUGCCUUUCCCCGGAGUCCUCUGGACUCUUGCACACCUGAUCCUAUGGUUUCCACUCAGCGGGCAGCGGACUGGAGGGCAGCCCUGUUUUAGGGGGCAGCCCCUUUGCCCCAAAUCCCCCUCCAGAUAAGUCCCAGGCCAGUCUUUUAUACAGACUCUCCCUGGCACUGGUUUAUGAAGAGCACCAGGGCUACACCAGGACCUGCCUAGCACCACCCCCAGGAGCUCUUCUGGACCAAUCAAACCCCAGCCCUCACCAAUAACUCAUCCGUAGGAUUCUAUUUUGUUCUGUUUGGUUUCUCUGAGCAGACACAGGCACAGACUGGUCAACCAGCGGACAUGUACAUGUUACAGUGUGUGAGCAAAGUGGGUGUGUGUGAAGUUGUUGGGUGCCCAUGGUCUGAUGGGUGCCUAUGGUCUAAUGGUCAUGAUCUGUGGGUGCCCCUGACCUGCGGGCGAGUGGGCGUGCUGCGAGUGCUUGUGUUCUUUAGAUUGUCUUAAAAAAACCAAAACACUAAAUAGCAAGCAUAAAUGAGAAGAGUGAGAUUUUCUAUCACUAUUGACACUUAGAUUAUAUAUAUGAAUAUCAACUUUUUAUUUUAUUUUUGUUAUUGUUGCAUUUUUUACCCUGUUUUGUUCCAUUUUGUGUAUUUCAUAGAGCAAUCGUGUUUCCGUACAUUAGUUGGACCAUCACUUGAGUUCCAUUCCGACAAAGGCUCUCCUCAGCCCGGGGUCUGUUGGCCCUGUGUAUAUUUUUAUAGCUUCUCGUUCUAUGCCAUAGUUUUGGAUGUUUAGAUCUUGUGAAAAAGUGUUGAGGUAGAACUCAUCUACGAAAGAUUUGUGCGCAAACUUCUUUUUUCAAAACAGAAAGCGCAGCAGCGUCGACGGUGUUUGGAUGGUUGGCGGGUGAGCAAAAAAAUUGAAAAAGGCGAAUACGUUCCUAGUGAUGGAAUUGCACAAAAGGACUAAGGAUUGCGCCUAUAUACUAAGACUUUUGGAGUGGUCGCCCGCCCGUUCACAGACUCACAGAAGCUGGAGACCGGUCAGUUCCGUGGAGUGGCGAUGGGCCGCUGCUGCAGAGGUCCAGCCCCGAUGUUCGUGUUGGCUCCACAUUGCUUUCGUGUAGUGGUCUUUCUACCCAAAUUGCCUAAGUGAGUGCGUCUGUGUACACCUGGACCUUAUCUUACCUUAAUGCAUUUUGACCUGUUUUGUCUGUUUAACACAUGAAGAUGUUCUGUUUUGUACCAUGGAAAGAUGAGUUGUAUUUAGACACCGAUGUUUAGUAAGGCGGCCAUGUUGUAAUUUUUCUGUGUGCUGUUAAGUCUGUCUAUUUAAACAUUGCUCAAAGUACUUAACCUGGCCCAAGCCAAAUGAUUUGUCACUGCCUCCACCUCACAAACACAAAACAUGAGUAUCUACAUGGGAUAGAAAUGGCUUGAAUUCAGAAUAUGAAUCUUGAUUUUAGCAGUUUUGAGAAUUAGGGCUGCGAGAUUAACUAAAAUCGCAAUUUGAAUCAACACAGCUAGCAAAUAGUAAAGCCUGCAGUUUUUAAGUACCAUAAUUCCUUCCACAAACAAAAUAUCCUGUGUUAUUCUGCAUAAAAACUGUACUUUAGAUCUGUACAAACAUGUGAUUGUUGUAUUAGUCAGAUUUCAGUUUUUUGUGAGUUCUUCUGGAUGUUUAAAAUGGGAACUUUGAACAGAAUCCUAUUAAUAAAACAAAAAGCAAAUCUAAUCGCAUUGCCUGUCUGAAAAAAUGCAAUUAGAUAUUUUUUUCCAAAUCAUUCAGCCCUAUUGAGAAAAUUGUACUUGACUACUUAAAAUUAUGACACACUUUACCAAUACCAUAAGCUUCUCAAAGAGCUAUAGAUAUGGUGAUUGUAAUCAAUUUAUGUAGGCAGAGCCGCUCCGAGAUGAACUGUGUAUGAAUCAAGUGUCUCAUCACACAAAUAUAUCAUGGCAAAAUGCAGACCACCAACAUUAUAGUUAUAAGGCAACUGCUCAACAAAACUCGACAAAAGAUUAACAAAACAGGGUAAGAAUUCAUAAUAAGAACUUUGGGAGUGUUAUGCAAAUUCGAGUUUUUGGAGCUUUUUACCAUGUUAUAAUGUUCCCUCAUCAAAAACGUGUCUGAAGAAGUUUUAAAUGUCAUCCAUGUAUGUUUGAGUUUUCUAGUGAUCUCUCUGACCAGUAUUCGAAUCCUCCUUAUGGUUAGCAGGACAAGCCUGUACAAGGCUCAGCCCACAAGCCAACAUCAUCCAUGCUCCAACUUUUCAUACAACUUCACUGCGAUAUGCAGUAGUUCCAUUAGCCAGACUCAGCGCAACAAAAACGAAACAAAAACUUGUUAUUAUGAUGAUUCAGGUAAUUUUGCUUUUUCAAAAGAAUAUUUGUAACAUGGUCAUCUAACUAUGGAGUUACUACCCCAUAGAAGUAAAAUAUACCCUCUUUUAAAAAAAAAUCUAAAAACUGCUAAAAAUGUGUGCCACUGUGGUGAACUAAACGAGAUAAGAAUGCAUAAUGAGAAACCCUUUACAAUAUUUUAAAGUAAUACAAAAUAAAAAGCAAAACCCACAUUGUGGAAAAACAAAUCUAAAAACUGCUCUCAAAUCUAGAUCAAUUAAGAAUCCAAGUCAUUUGACCUCUUGUAGAUAUUCCAACAUGUUCCUCUACUUUUGGACUUGUUUUGGUUUCAUGGCGUCUGUAGCUCUCUCUCUCUCUCUCUCUCUGUCCCUUUUUGUGACAUUUUUGUAUUUUUCAAACUGCUUUGUCUUUUUGGAAAAGUGAAAGAAUUGGAGUGGGGGGUUGGUGGAAGCGCGUGCGUGUCGAUGUGAGUGUCUCUUUGUGCCAACAGCCAGCUAGCCCCUGCACUGUAAAAAGCACAAAAUGAAAAUCUUAGUGACGAGAUCUUAAAUCUAAAUAUUCAUCUCAGUUUGACUAGUUUCCUUGUAUAUUGAGUUGUUUUAACAUAAUUUUUAUUGCCAAUAGUACACAUAUGUUUUUGAUGUUUAUUUUGUAUUUCGAGUGCAAUAAGAUUUUUGUCAUUACGCUGUUCUCUUUUUUUGUCAGUGGUUGCUACAGUAAAACGUACUUUUUUUUUUUUAUGUCAGAUGCCCUUCCUGAGUGGACAGUGGUUUACCUGUAUUGAAACAUAAUAGCUGGAUACAAACUGGUACCUUGGUGAAAGUUUAAACCACCACACCACUGCUGCCCCAUACCAUUUCCAGAAUAUUUAAAUAUCAUUUUUGAAUAAUAAUAAUAAAAUUAUGAAUCAUCUCAAAUUAUUUAAGUCCAAGCAAAUAUAAUGAAACUAGUAAAAACUACUCAAAUUCCUACGUAUUUUCUAAAUAGUAAUGUAAGUUGUGUAGAUUUUGUGGUUUUUGCAGUGUAUCCAGAUGGCUGCGGCGUGAUUUGUUCGGACUUUGUAUACGGGACAGGCUCGUGUGAGUCUUCUCUCUCUUCUACCCCCCAUGUCCCCCUCCCUCACCCCUCAAUCUCCCCCGUGACCCAUCCCCCCUUCCCUUUCCUAACCCCCACCCAUCCUGUCCCAUCACACACCUCAAAAGAGAGGGACAAACUGGUACAUUCCUGGUUUGGAGCAGAAAAGAUUGAAUAAAAAAGAGAAAAUGUUUAAGC
Molecule: messenger RNA, 5439 nt
Organism: Periophthalmus magnuspinnatus
Lineage: Eukaryota; Metazoa; Chordata; Actinopteri; Gobiiformes; Gobiidae
Gene: efnb3b
Product: ephrin-B3b
Exons: 5
Coding region: 729-1742 (337 amino acids)
Biological process (GO): axon guidance; ephrin receptor signaling pathway
Cellular component (GO): plasma membrane
Molecular function (GO): ephrin receptor binding
Source: RefSeq, a predicted model, not a curated record